Messenger RNA from Geodia barretti, 2090 nucleotides. The record is from the annotation of a GenBank genome assembly. NCBI's taxonomy places the organism in Eukaryota, Metazoa, Porifera, Demospongiae, Tetractinellida, Geodiidae.
AUGCGGGAGAUGAGGCUGGUUUUGGCGUGUGUUCUGCUGGUGGUAGGAGGCUGUUCGGCCAUGCUGCCUGUCCUAACCCACGUACACUCCAAAUUCGAGUACCAGCACAGCUUCAAAGGACCCUACGUCACCAACUCCAAGGGAGACGUCCCGUUCUGGAACCACGGAGGAAGCUGUAUUCCUAGUGACGACCAGGUGAGGGUGUGCCCCUCCAUCAAGAGCAGACGAGGAUGGAUUUGGACAACGGGCAGUUUCUCUGCCAAACACUGGAUGGUCGACAUUACCCUUCGUGUGACUGGCAGACUCAAGACUGGAGCUGAUGGAAUGGCAAUAUGGUUCACUGCUGCUCCAGGCUCUGAAGGAAUGGCUUUUGGCAACAGUGAGACUUGGCAUGGACUGGGUGUCAUCCUGGACUCUUUCGACAACAAUGGACUGCAUGAUAACCCAAAGAUCAUGGCAGUCACUAAUGAUGGACUUCAGCGGUUUGACCAUAGCAGUGAUGGGACAGGUCAGGAGAUUGGGUCGUGUAUGAAGGACUUUAGGAACAAACCAAACCCCGUGAAAAUGAGGAUCAUCUACCUCCGUGGUACAUUUGAGGUGUGGGUUCACGAGGGAAUGAGCUCCGUUGUCGACGACUACCAACUGUGUUUGCGAGUGGAGUCGCCUAGCAACCUACUGCAGGAGGGAUAUUUUGGCAUCACCGCGGCAACAGGAGGUCUCUCUGACGACCAUGACGUCAUGUUAUUCCUCACACAUCGCCUGGUACCACUGGAGGAGAGGGCUCAGGAGGUACUUCGGGAGGUGAACCAGGCUGAAGUAGACGAGCUGGCUGACAAGUACACUAGCCUGUCAGACCAGUUUGACCAGCAGAGGGAAGACUACCUCAAGAAACACGAUGACGUGGGAAUGGGCGACUGGCAGUAUGAGAUUGAGAUGGAGCAGAACGUCCGUCACAUUGCUGACAUGCAAGCUCAGCUGAGCCGAGAACUCUCCCAGCUGAGCAAUAAGGUUGAUUCUCUACUGGCAGGUGGAGUGGGGCAGGCACAGCGAAGUGCUCCUGACACAGCUGCCAUCAAGAGCACAGAGACUGUCAUUCUACAGCAGUUGGCUCAAAUGAGGGCCCUAGUGGAGGGUAAAUCAGGAGGGGGUGUGGCUUCAGAGCAGAUGCAACCCCUGUACGAUGUGAAAACACUGGUGCAGCAGAAUGCCCAGCGACUGGUUGCUGUGGAACAGAGACUGAAGGACUCGGCCUCUCACCAGUGUCCUCCUGUGAACUCUCACCCCACGUCAUGCGUCUCACCGACACUCUUCCUGGUUGUCAUGGUGAUGGUGUUGGGAUUGGUCCUGGGUUACCAGGUGUACCGCCAGAGACAGGAUGCAGUGGCAAAGAAGUUCUUUUGAUGGCAGAAGGCACUAGGGCUAGGCGCAGUUGAUCUUUCUUCAAUCACCCCUCAAUCAUAAUGAUCACAUUCUCUCUCCCUACCUAUACUGAGUACCCUGCCAUGUCUAUAAUUAUUAGUUGAGCCAACACCUUUGUUCCUCCACUGCUAAACCAGUUGAUAAUGAUUUAGAGAACACACAACACUAAUAAGAGACAUGAACUGAUAAUGGCUAUUUGUCUAUCAACGUUUCUUUCUCACUGAACUCUGUGUCUGAGUCUGGCUGUACUGAGCCUGUGAUUCUUCCCCCGACGCUCCUUUCUUUUGCUCUCAUUUUGUCUGUGAAGAAGAAUUUAAAUUCUUUCCGACACAAUGCCAGCACUGCCACUGAGCCAAGGGUGGUGGGCACUAGAUAGAGUAGUGCUGGCUGUGCUGUUUUGGUGAGGAAGAGGGCGACGUACGUGCAGACUAGUCCAACACAGUAUGCAAGACUGGCGACACAAAAGUAAGGCCAGAACCUGCAGGCGGUUCCUCUCCGCAUGUCAAACUGGAGAGAGAGAGCAACCAACAGCCCAGGGACCCCCACGUCUCCAUAGCCAAGCAGACUGUAUGGCAGAGACCCUGUGAGGUCUGCGGGGCAGGUCUGGGUCAGUAGAGAUGGGAGGAGCUUUGGGGCAAUGAAUACGAUUGGGAGAAGUUCUGUAUCUUUCU